ACUGAAGUAUUUUCAUUUUUCACUACAAAGUCAAAUAUCUUACUUUUUACUCAUCUACAUUUUAAGGAAUCAAUGAGUGUUCAGCUUUAGUUCAACAGUAAGCAAAACAUUGAAAGUAAUUAAUGAUGGAAGAAACUCAGGAUUUUAACUUGCCACUGAUAUAAGGUUUCGGGCUCAAAAUAAUUUUCAACUGAGUUGAUUAAGCAAGAGUCUUGUGACAAAAACGAUAAUAGGAUAUUAUUAAAUCAUAGUACUUUGUAAACUUAAGUACAUUUUAAAAGCAAAUACUUUUGUACUUUUACUAACGUAUAAGUUCAUAUGCUGGAGUAAUAUUUUUACUAAAUGUAACUUUACUUUUACUUAAGUACAUGGUUUGUGUACCAAUGUUACACUCACACAAGAGGUUUUUCUUUUCUUUUUUUUUGAGGGGCAUUGGAAUCGGCAGGCAAAAGGACCAUGCGUACAAACCCGUCCCCUUCUCCAUCGAUGCUCUGUUUGUCUGGAGUUUAGUCCUGUAAGAGAGUGCAGAGGAAGAUGAAGCUCCAGCUCCUCACUGUGUUCACUGUUGCGCUCUUUACCCUGACUGAAUGGCCGAACCUGAGUGAAGGAGCUGCACGUAACUGCACAGUUAAGCCAGGGAUCUGUCCUCGCCGGAAGUGGGGUUCAGGAAUGUGUGCUGAAUACUGCAGAAAAGACAGAGACUGUCCCAAUGAGGAGAAAUGCUGCUACAAUGGAUGUGGUCAUGAAUGUAUCACCCCUUAUACAGUGAAACCUGGUCGAUGCCCAUUGCCCAAGGGGACCGUGAUGUGUGCGGAAUAUUGCUAUCAUGAUGGUGAGUGUCCAGGAGAUCAGAAAUGCUGUAGGACCACAUGUGGCCAUGCCUGCAGUGAACCCUGCUAAUUAGAUCUGGUACAUGGACAGACCUUAAUAGAGUAAAAAAAAAAAUAAAGGGAUGGGAGAUCUGCCUUUCUAUUGAGAGAGCAAUUGCAAUAUUACCUUACAAAAUAAUUACUUACAUGCCUUGUGUCCCUCUGGGAAAGCCUUGAUUGAUUUAUACCGACAAUCUUUGGAGAAAGGCAGAACUCCAAGAACGUGAGUUAAUGACCAUGAUGCAUUAUUACUUAUAGUUCAUGUUUAUGAACGUGUGGGAGAAUAAUGUACCCAUGAAUUCAAUGAAUAUAUUUCUCAAGUUUCUUUUUAUAUUUGUAGUGUCUUUAUUAAAAACAUUUGUACCAUUUUGGUAAAA
This is a messenger RNA of Silurus meridionalis, 1246 nucleotides long. RefSeq names its product WAP four-disulfide core domain 2 (gene wfdc2). NCBI's taxonomy places the organism in Eukaryota, Metazoa, Chordata, Actinopteri, Siluriformes, Siluridae. The transcript has 3 exons. The record is from RefSeq and is a predicted model, not a curated record. Bases 535 to 900 code for a protein of 121 amino acids. Gene Ontology annotation, molecular function: peptidase inhibitor activity. Gene Ontology annotation, biological process: innate immune response; antibacterial humoral response. Gene Ontology annotation, cellular component: extracellular region.